This is a messenger RNA of Funneliformis geosporum, 981 nucleotides long. The record is from the annotation of a GenBank genome assembly. NCBI's taxonomy places the organism in Eukaryota, Fungi, Glomeromycota, Glomeromycetes, Glomerales, Glomeraceae.
AUGAAAUAUUUUUACGUGGUUUUUGCUAUCUCGUGCUCAUUAUUAUUAAUCACCAAUACGUAUGCAUAUCAAUAUGACUUGGUUGAACCUAUUGACAAACCUUCUGUGGAAAAUUACGAAACCAAAGAAUUAAGUUUCUUAACCUUUGGAAAUCAAACUAAAGUUGCCAAAGCAAUGACAAAGUGGAGUGGACAAUAUAAUAGUAAUUUUGUUUUGAGCGUUGGUGAUGAUGAAGGAGUUUCAAGUGUAUAUGAUGCAAAAUGGGAUAAAGUUUGGAAGAAUGCUUAUAAAGGCAGAUUAUCCAAGAUUCCUUGGUACAUUGUAGCAGGAAAUCAUGAUUGGUACGGCAAUAUUACAGCACAAAUUGAUUAUAGCUUGAAUUAUGACUCUCGCUAUUUCUUCCCAUCUACAUAUUUUGUUCGUGAAUCAUACUUUGGUCCAAAUAAAACAAAAGUUGCAUGGAUCCACAUCGACACAAAUAUCUUCUAUUAUGAUUUUGCAACUCGUGAAGAAACUGAACAUUUGGGUUUGAAAUAUAACUUUGAAAAAUUUGGAUGGCAAAGUUUAAAAGCAAUUGAAGAUAAAUUCAAAUGGAUUGAAGAUCGAUUGAACAAUAGAGCUCAAAAUGGAUUUUCGUUGUCUGUAGGGCAUCAACCUCUUAUUGGCAAAUAUGCGCAGACAUUUCAAAUGGGAAGGUUGAGACCACUUUUUGAAAAAUAUCGUGUGGCAGCAUAUUUUUCAGGACAUGAACAUGUUUUAGAAUUGGAAACAUCAAAGAUUGGUCAAUCCGUUACGUAUUUCAUUUCAGGGGCCUGUAGUAAAGCUCAUGGAAAAUGUGAAGGAUUCGAUUGGGGUAUGCCUGUAGGUGCCUUGGGUUUCUUACAUACCAUAAUAAGCAAAGAUGAAAUGUAUUAUGAAUUUGUUGAGUCUUCAACCCUUGAGCCCAAAAUGGUUUAUCAGGGGAAAGUUUUACCAAUAUAA